This is a messenger RNA of Cladocopium goreaui, 1383 nucleotides long. NCBI's taxonomy places the organism in Eukaryota, Dinophyceae, Suessiales, Symbiodiniaceae. The record is from the annotation of a GenBank genome assembly.
AUGGCGCCAACGCCUGUUGACCCUGCUGCUGCCGUCAAGCUUUGGCUAAAGGCUGCAAACUCUGGGGAAGCUAGCGACAAGUGGGGCCGUGUCCAGCGAGCUUCUUGGAUGGUUUCUUGGCUUUGGAUAGGGAGGUUGAAACAAAGUUAUAGUAGUUUUGUGCUUGGCCUCGGAUCCAAGGCAGCCCUGGCUGCCUACAUGACUUAUCGAGCCGGUUGUCGAAUUCCACCCCUAGGGAAGGAUCCUGACAACGUGAUGCUGCAGAUCUUGCACACCGACAACCCUUUUUUGAGACUGGAAGGGGCCCCUUUUACCUUUCUAGACAGCUGUAGAGGCAGCUUCUUGCAUUCAUUGAUGAAGCACAGAGGUGACAAGGUGACGGACUAUUUGGUGAAGAUCUUGGCGACGCCACAUGUGCAACGACUUGAGAGACAACGAAAGGCUUACAUGCCUUCCAGAGUGAUUUCCAAGCAUGGCAAGAAGUUGCGACCAAACCGUGAUCUGGGGCAGUUGCGCCUCGCAGGGGCAUUGAGUCUCUGUGGGCAAUUUUUGGAUGGCACGCUAGAUGCCAUUUUUGUGAAUGACAGCAAGAAAUCAUGGCUUGUGGAUCCAGAUUUGCUUCUUGUCAAGGCCGAGCUAACCAGCCACAUUUGUGUUGUGAAUGCUUGCAAAUGCAUCCACGUUCUUAAGCAACUGGAAAGCAAAGGAGGUGCCUACGGUUGCCCCCAGAAUCGCGGCUGCUCUUGGUUGAAGCAAGCUAGGAGCGCAGUCUUGCGCAAGGGAUGUGCUUCCAUGGUAAAAUACGGGCUCAGUAACGAAGAGGCGGUGCUCGCUCAGCCACAGUCAGAGGAAAUGCACUUGGUCUACUCAGGGGGAUGCAUUGCGCGCGCUGGCCGCAUGCGAAGGAUCCCUUUGGGUGCUCGCAAAACCGAAACAGCGGCAGUUCGCUUCCCAACACAACGGGUCCUCGGCUCUGCGGCUUCUGCGGCUCCUCCGGAGGACUGGACAGAUCGCUUUGGGGACAAUGCAGUGCCACUCUUUUGGCAAGAGUCCAAGCCCAUCAGCUUUUUCAAUGCAAUCCUUGACGAGUACAAGGUGACCGCAGUUUUCGAUGUGACAGCCGGCUCCGGCGCAUUCAUGGAAGCCAGCCUCACCAGAGGCGUUGUCUACCACGGCCUGUGCUUGAACAAGGAACACCAGCACUGGCUCCAGGCCAUUGCGGACAGAGCCGCCUGCGGGCUAAUUACCUUGGAGGGAUCAACUCUUUUCAAUGAAGCUUUGGCAGGAGACGUGAAGAAGUUUUUCCCAGAUGUCCUGGAAAACUUGGCUCCCAAGGACAACCCUGAAGAAGCCCCAAUGGAACCAGACAGCCCCGGUGAGUGA